GACUCACCGGAUUGUAGCGGCACACACCGGGAAAACGGCAGCUCCCACCUCCAGCACCUCCGACUCCACACACUGUGUCCUACUUCCUCACCUCCUCAGUACUAACCGGACCUCCCUCGCCGCUGACAUCCACGGGAAUAUCUCACUUGCGUUGAAGAGAGAGGAGCUCAGCUGAAGACGAAGCGCUCGUUCACAUUCUCCUGAUAUCUAUCUUCUUUUUCUUGUUCUUCUUCUACCUUCUCCCUGAUAUACUCGCCAUGUCUUGCGGUGAUGCGUCGGAUCAGAGUCGGCGGUUCUGCGUGUUGUCUUGGGAUCAGGUGCAGCGCUUGGACUCGAUCCUGGGGGAGGCGGUGCCCAUCCACGGCCGGGGAAACUUCCCCACUCUGUCGGUGCAACCGCGGCAGAUUGUCCAGGUGGUGCGGGCGAGGCUGGAAGAGAGGGGUGUGUGCGUUAAAGACGUGAGGCUGAACGGAUCCGCUGCCAGCCAUGUGCUCCAUCAGGACACUGGACUGGGCUAUAAGGACCUGGACCUGAUCUUCGCCGUGUCGCUGAAAGACGACCAGGCCUUCCGUCUGGUGAAGGACGUCGUGCUGGACUGCCUGUUUGACUUCUUGCCAGCCGGAGUCUCGAAGGAGCGCAUCUCGGCGCUGACCCUCAAAGAGGCCUAUGUACAGAAACUAGUGAAAGUCUGUAAUGACACGGACCGCUGGAGCCUCAUCUCGCUGUCCAACAACACGGGCAAAAAUGUGGAGCUAAAAUUUGUGGACUCUUUGCGGCGGCAGUUUGAAUUCAGCGUGGACUCCUUCCAGAUUUGCCUCGACUCUCUGCUGCUGUUUGACCGCUGCUCCGAGACGCCCAUGUCAGAGAGCUUCCACCCCACUGUGAUCGGCGAGAGUGUGUACGGGGACUUCAAGGAGGCCAUGGACCACCUGUGUCAGAGGACCAUAGCUACGCGCAGCCCGGAGGAAAUCCGAGGUGGCGGCUUAUUGAAGUACUGCCACCUGCUGGUGCGAGGGUUCACGCCCUCUUCGGAGGUGGACAUGAAGCACUUGCAGCGCUACAUGUGCUCGCGCUUCUUCAUUGACUUCUCCGACAUCGGAGAACAGCAGAGGAAACUGGAGGCCUACCUGCAGAACCACUUUUCUGGGAUGGAGCACAAACGGUACGAGUGCCUGAUGACUCUUCACCAAGUGGUGAACGAGAGCACCGUGUGUCUGAUGGGCCACGAGCGGCGCCAGACGCUCAGCCUCAUCUCCAUGCUGGCGCUGAAGGUGCUGGCUGAGCAGAACGCCAUCCCCACGGUAACGAAUGUCACGUGCUACUACCAGCCGGCUGCGUACGUGCAGGACAUCAACUUCAGUAAUUACUAUAUUGCACACGUGCAGUCGCCGCAGCUUUACCCGUGCAGUAACUCAUAUCGGACGUGGCUGCCCUGUAGCUGAACUGGCUGAAGGUGGACUGAAGACGAAUAAAGAAUUAAAAAAAGAAAAAAAUGAAACCCAUUCAUGCCAAAUGUGACUUGACUAAAACAAUCCUGUACUGCUGUACAUCUGAUUGAGCUGACAUUUUUCUCACUCGUAUUCUCUUGCAAAACAUCUGUGAGAUUGCUGGUCAUUUCUGAGAUGUAGAGAUGAUACCUUCUUUAGGUAUAAAGUAUCUUUAUGAAGCUUUAUGUGUAAAAAAAAAAAAAAUAUUAUGCGGAAACAAACCUUUUUAAGCUGGUGAUAUUUUCAUAGUCUGGCUUUAUUAUUAUUUUUCUUAUUUUAAAUGACAUAACUGGACCAAAGAUGUAUUUGUUGUUCAGAAAGGGAAUGCUGUUAUAAUUCCAAGUGCCUAAAAUGAACAAUGACAUGUUCUAAAACAUCUGUAAAGUGAGAACUCUGCAUUCAGUGUUUACUCGAGUACUCUGUCUCUCUUUUCAAGAACAGAAGCAUUCAUUUUUGUGAAAUUAAAAAUAAUGGAAACUACA
Pseudoliparis swirei is the source of this 1969-nucleotide messenger RNA. It is a transcript of the gene tent5ba, whose product is annotated as terminal nucleotidyltransferase 5ba. The record is from RefSeq and is a predicted model, not a curated record. Gene Ontology annotation, molecular function: poly(A) RNA polymerase activity; RNA binding. Lineage: Eukaryota; Metazoa; Chordata; Actinopteri; Perciformes; Liparidae. Gene Ontology annotation, biological process: mRNA stabilization. Bases 258 to 1442 code for a protein of 394 amino acids. The transcript is spliced from 2 exons.